CUGUGUCCGAAGUUUUUACAUACAAAUUCUACAAGUCAUACUUGGCCAUUCAGUGCAGUUGCUGAAUUAAUAGAUAAUGCUUAUGAUCCUGAUGUGAAUGCUAAACAGAUAUGGAUUGACAAAACAGUGAUAAAUGACCGAAUAUGCUUGACAUUCACUGAUAACGGGAAUGGUAUGACAGCAGAUAAGUUACAUAAAAUGCUGAGCUUUGGCUUCAGUGACAAAGUCACCAUGAAUGGUCACGUCCCAGUUGGAUUGUAUGGGAAUGGCUUCAAGUCAGGUUCUAUGCGGUUGGGUAAAGAUGCAAUCGUUUUUACUAAAAAUGGAGAAAGCAUGAGUGUGGGCUUCUUGUCUCAGACCUACUUGGAAGUCAUAAAAGCAGAACAUGUCAUUGUCCCAAUAGUGGCUUUCAACAAGCACCGACAGAUGAUUAAUUUAGCAGAAUCAAAAGCAAGCCUUGCUGCAGUUCUGGAACAUUCUCUCUUUUCUACGGAGCAGAAAUUACUGGCAGAACUUGAUGCUAUUAUGGGUAAGAAGGGGACAAGGAUCAUCAUUUGGAAUCUUAGAAGCUACAAAAAUGCAACAGAGUUUGAUUUUGAAAAGGAUAAAUAUGACAUCAGAAUUCCUGAGGAUUUAGAUGAGACAGCAGGAAAAAAAGGGUACAAGAAGCAAGAAAGGAUGGACCAAAUUGCCCCCGAGAGUGACUAUUCCUUGAGGGCUUACUGCAGUAUAUUGUAUCUAAAGCCAAGAAUGCAGAUCAUCUUACGGGGACAGAAAGUGAAGACACAACUAGUUUCCAAGAGUCUUGCCUACAUUGAGCGCGAUGUGUAUCGACCUAAGUUUUUACCUAAAACAGUGAGGAUUACUUUUGGAUUCAACUGCAGAAAUAAAGAUCAUUAUGGGAUAAUGAUGUAUCACAGAAAUAGACUCAUCAAAGCUUAUGAAAAAGUUGGAUGUCAGUUAAGGGCAAACAACAUGGGUGUUGGAGUAGUUGGAAUUAUAGAGUGUAAUUUCCUUAAGCCAACUCACAAUAAGCAAGAUUUCGACUAUACUAAUGAGUACAGGCUUACAAUAACAGCACUCGGAGAAAAACUCAAUGAUUACUGGAAUGAAAUGAAAAUGAAGAAAAAUGCAGAAUAUCCUCUAAAUUUGCCAGUUGAAGAUAUACAGAAACGUCCUGAUCAGACAUGGGUUCAAUGUGAUUCUUGUUUAAAGUGGCGAAAAUUACCAGAUGGGAUAGAUCAACUUCCAGAAAAAUGGUAUUGCUCCAAUAACCCUGACCCACAGUUCAGAAAUUGUGAAGUUCCAGAAGAACCUGAAGAUGAGGAUUUAGUACAUCCCACUUAUGAGAAAACAUACAAAAAGAACAACAAGGAAAAAUUCAGGAUCAAACAACCAGAAGUGAUCCCUCGGAUUAAUACUGAACUGUUGUUUCGGACAACCCCUGUGGCAAGUCAGAACUUCUCUCCUUUGAAAGAAAGUGUUCCAAGAGGACAUGUUUCAGAAGUGGCAAAUUCCUAUGCAACAAGACUUUUAAAUAAUCAUCGAGUUUCACCCCAGACUGAACCUGACAGCAACAGCAUGAAACGGAGACUUUCUACUCGUUCUUCAAUUUUGAAUGCAAAGAACCGGAGAUUGAGCAAUCAAGCAUUUGAAAAUUCAGCUUAUAAAAAUGAUGAUGAUGAUGAAGACGUCAUCAUCUUAGAAGAAAAUAGUACUCCCAAACCUGCAGUAGAUCAUGAUGUUGAACUCAAACCUGAACAAAGUCACAUUGAGCAAGGUGGUGUUCAGGUUCAGCUUGUGGGUGAUACUGAACCUUGUGGCCAAGCUAGUUCAACAAGCACCUCCUCAUCCAGAUGUGAUCAGGGCACUGCCGCAGCCACCCAGACUGAAGUGCCAAGUUUAGUUGUUAAAAAGGAAGAAUCUAUUGAAAAUGAAAUAGGUGUAGGAAGUGACACGGCAAUGCUGCCGUCCUGUGUAGAUGCUGAAGCAAAGACACAGGACACCCAGGAAACCUUUGAUAAGUCUGUGGAUGAUGUUGGCUGCCAGCUACAAGGACUGAGAAAUGAGCUUCUUUUAAUUACCCAAGAAAAAGAUAAUUAUAAGAGACAGUGUUACAUGUUUACUGACCGAAUCAAAGUGUUACAACAAAGAAUACUAGAAAUGAAUGACAAAUAUGUGAAGAAGGAAACUUGCCAUCAAUCUACUGAAACUGAAACUGAUGGAGUAUUUUUACUUGACAGUAUUAAUGGCAAAUCUGAAAGUCUAGACCAUAUAGUGUCGAAGUAUCAGCAAGCUUUGGAAGAAAUAGAAAGGCUGAAAAAGCAGUGUAGUACUUUGCAACAUGUAAAAGCUGAAUGCAGUCAGUGUUCUAAUAGUGAGAAUAAAAGUGAAAUGGAUGAAAUGGCUGUGCAGCUUGAUGAUGUAUUUAGACGACUGGACAAAUGUAUUGUUGAGAGGGAUCAGUAUAAACGUGAGGUUGAAUUAUUAGCAAUGGAAAAAUCACAAAUUCGUUCUCAGUGUGAAGAACUCAAAACUGAAAUUGAACAGUUAAAAUCUACAUGUCAACAGACAGGAACAGACGUUUCAACUUCAAGUAACAUUGAGGAGUCUGUAAAUUACACUGAUGGGGAAAGCCUCAAGCUUCGAUCUCUCCGCAUUAACGUAGGACAGCUCCUUGCUAUGAUUGUGCCUGAUCUUGAUCUUCAGCAAGUGAAUUACGAUGUGGACGUAGUCGAUGAGAUUCUAGGACAAGUUGUGGAACAAAUGAGUGAAAUCAGUAGUACUUAAAAGUAUGUUUCAUGUGAAAUAAUAAAAGUAUUUGCUCAGUUCUUUGGGUUGUACAGUUUUGAAAAUGUAAACGAUUUUGUUUUACAGGUAUGAUAGGUAACAGACUGAAGAACCAUAUCUUUACUAUAUUCUAUGCAUCUAAAUGUGGUCACAAAUAUUGUGGACACAUUAUCAUAACUUCUGAAAUGCCUGUGAAUUGUUGGUAUUGAGCAGCUAAAUAAAUUCUGUUUUGAAUGUAAAUAUUUGUAAUUAAACCCACACAUAUUUUUUUAUUGCCCUAGAGACUUAGGUGUUUUUCACCAAGAACUUUUCAAAUUGCUCCUAAGGUUUGUGCAAUUUUUCUGGUUUCCUAAAGUGUAUUUUUCUCAAAAUUAGGGCUGUGCCAUAACAAAAAUGGAUAUGUUCCAAGAUUUUAAGGAAGGUUUGUAACUAUUAACACGCCCAGUAAAUGUCUGAUUAUAAGAGAAUUAAGCUUAGUGGGGUUUUAGUUGUUUUGUUUUUGUCUUGAGUUUUGUGGGCAGUACUGGGGUUUGAACUCAGGGCCUCGCACUUGGCUAGGCAAGCACUCUACCACUUGAGCC
Messenger RNA from Castor canadensis (American beaver), 3371 nucleotides. NCBI's taxonomy places the organism in Eukaryota, Metazoa, Chordata, Mammalia, Rodentia, Castoridae. The record is from RefSeq and is a predicted model, not a curated record.